Camelina sativa (false flax) is the source of this 2115-nucleotide messenger RNA. Lineage: Eukaryota; Viridiplantae; Streptophyta; Magnoliopsida; Brassicales; Brassicaceae. The record is from RefSeq and is a predicted model, not a curated record.
AUGCGAUACCCCGCUAUGGAAAAGCUGGCACUAGCAGUCGUGAUGUCGGCUCGCAAACUGCGCCCUUAUUUCCAGUCGCACACGAUCGUAGUGAUGACGUCCCAACCCAUUCGGACCAUCCUUCACAGUCCUAGCCAGUCCGGCAGGUUAGCCAAAUGGGCCAUAGAACUCAGCGAAUACGAUAUCGAAUACCGGCCACGCACCUGCGCCAAGGCGCAAGUCCUCUCCGAUUUCGUCAUCGAACUCGCCACGACCAACGAAAAUACCGGGAACGCCUCCGAGAGAUGGUCGCUAUACGCGGACGGAGCAUCGUCCAGACAGGGGUGCGGAAUCGGAAUCCGACUCAUAUUCCCGACCAACGAAAUAAUGGAACAGUCCUUCCGACUUGGGUUCGUAGCCUCGAACAACGAGGCUGAGUACGAGGCCCUAAUAGCCGGACUCCGGCUGGCAUUAGGUGUGGGUGUCAAAGAGCUCGCUGCAUUCAGCGACUCGCAGCUCGUAACCGGUCAGUUCCAUGGGAGCUACGACACGAAUUGUGAGCGGAUGGGCGCUUAUCUCCAAGUCGUUCGAUCAAUGGCCGAGCAGUUCUCAACGUUCGAACUCACCAAAAUUUCCCGGGGAGAGAAUUCAGCCGCCGACGCCCUCGCCGCGCUGGCUUCCACCUCCGACCCUUCGGUCAAACGAAUCAUACCCGUCGAGGGAAUAGAUCAACCAAGUAUCUCUAUCCCAGUUAAGGCUCAGAGCAUUAACCAGGUCCAGGCCGGAUCCGGUCCCCACUCGGGAGAACCUGAACAAGUACCUGAUCGGGACGACGAGCUCUUGGACGAUCUUAUCUCCGAAGACGAGCAAGAAGCGGAACCCGAAAUGGACUGGCGAGUCCCAAUUCGUGAUUAUAUCACAAGUGGGACCGCACCAAAGGAUCGAUGGCAAGCGCGUAAGCUCAAAGCUCAGAGCGCGCGGUUCUGUAUCAUCGGCGAGGAGUUAUACAAGCGGUGUAUCUCCGGACCAUACCUCAGGUGCGUGCACGGGGACGAAACCCUUAGCAUCAUGAGGGACGCCCACGAGGGUCCCUGCGGAAACCACUCCGGAGGACGAUCACUGGCCCUCAGAAUCAAACGGCAAGGAUACUUUUGGCCAACCAUGCUCGCGGACUGCGACGAGCAUGCUAGAAAGUGUGAUCCCUGCCAACAACACGCACCUCUGAUCAAUCAGCCCGUUGAGCUAAUGAGCUCGGUCUCCGCUCCUUACCCCUUCAUGCGGUGGUCGAUGGAUGCCAUCGGACCCCUCGAACAGUCGGGAAAACGACGCGUUACUAACCUACUGGUUGUGACCUAUUACUUUACUAAAUGGAUCGAGGCCGAAUCCUACCAGUCCAUCACGGGUGAACACGUAAAGGAUUUUCUCUGGAAAAACGUGGUGUGUCGACACGAAAUUUCCUACGAGAUCGUAACUGAUAACGGGACGAACUUGGUGUCCGCUGUGGUUCAAAAGUUUUGCGACACAUGGGGUAUACGACUAACCCCGUCUACCCCCCGGUACCCCCAAGGAAACGGGCAGGCCGAAGCAGCCAACAAAUUGAUCCUGCACAGCCUCAAGCGCCGUCUGAGCGCCGCGAAGUCAGGCUGGGACGCUCAGCUCCCCGGAGUAUUGUGGGCCACCCGAACUACGCCGCGUGGCAGCACGGGCGAGACCGCGUUCUCCUUAGCCUACGGAAUUGAGGCCGUAAUACCGGCAGAAGUUACCAUAGGCAGUAUUCGCCGAGCUGUUUCCCCCGAGAAUGAGGAGGAAAAUAGCGAAGCGCUGCGCGAUCACCUCGACGUCAUCGACGAGAAGAGAGAACAAGCCUACGUGCGAGUUCAAAAUUACCAGAAUGCCAUCGCUCGCUUCUAUAACUCGAAGAUCCGACCUCGGCGUUUCGCCGUCGGGGACCGAGUACUCCGUCGAAUGUUCGAUCACAGAAAAGAAAAGAACGCCGGCAAAAUGGGAACCAAAUGGGAAGGACCUUUCCGUAUCACCGAGGUCGUUCGCAAUGGCGUAUAUCGCCUCGUAGACGAGAGCAACGGUAAAGCCGAGCUCCGGCCUUGGAACGUCAUGAACCUCAAAAAAUACUUCUAA